This is a messenger RNA of Emiliania huxleyi CCMP1516, 477 nucleotides long. RefSeq lists its product as hypothetical. The coding region runs from base 1 to 477 and encodes 158 amino acids. The record is from RefSeq and is a predicted model, not a curated record. The transcript is spliced from 3 exons. NCBI's taxonomy places the organism in Eukaryota, Haptophyta, Isochrysidales, Noelaerhabdaceae.
AUGACCCGGUUUGCUGAAUCCGACCAGCGCUCUACGCUCGUCGGUGGCGGCUUCCCUCAACCUGCGCCGCGCUCGGCGAACCUCGACAGCGCCUUCGGCGUCCAGAUGGACAAGACUCGCGCUGUCCGCACCGACUUCAACCGCGCCUCCCUCCGCGGCGCAGAGCUGGUCGGUUGCCAGUUCUCCCGCUCCGACGCCCGCUUCGCCGACUUCACGAGCGCCGACCUGACCGGGGCCGACUUCACGGGGGCCCUGCUCUACCGCGCGGUCUUCCGCAAGGCCGACAUCACCGACAGCAGCUUCAGGCGCCCGCCGCACACACGACACGCCAGUGUGUGUAGCGUGCAGGGGCUCGUGAGGUAUCACGAGGCGGACUUUGCGGGGGUCAUCGGGCUGGCGACGGCAGACUUCAUGGACUCGCGGGGGAUUCCAAAGGGCAUGCCAAAGACGACCACAGUCUCGAGCUGGCGAGGAUAG